Molecule: messenger RNA, 2636 nt
Organism: Effrenium voratum
Lineage: Eukaryota; Dinophyceae; Suessiales; Symbiodiniaceae
Source: the annotation of a GenBank genome assembly
AGAGGGUUUGUCUUCCGUGUCGCCUGGAUGCCAUGGCGUCCCGCAUCAUCGUCAAGAACCUCCCGCCCCACGCAUCUGAUGGGCGCCUGCGGGAAUUCUUCGCGGGCGCAGGGGAGGUCACCGACUGCCGGGUUCAGAAAACCAAAGAUGGCAGAUCCAGAGGUUUCGCUUUUAUUGGCUUCAGGACGGAAGCGGAUGCCCAAGCAGCAGUGAAACAGCUGAAUCGCAGUUUCUUCGACACGUCGAAGAUAAGUGUGGAGGUGGCCCAUGCCCCCGGCUCUGAUGCCCUGGCGCGGCCCUGGAGCAAGUAUGCUGCCGGGUCCAGCGCCUACGAAAAGAGGGAGGCGCGCAAAGCAAACAAGAAGGAAACCGGCAAAGGAGAUGCUGCGGCCGAAGCCUUGGCGAAGGCCAAAGGCAAGGAGAAGACAGAGAAGAAGGCACUAGGGCGCAAGCCGAGCGUCAACAUCAAAGGGACCAAAGUGGUUCGCGCCGCGAAUGUCAAGCCCACAAAGGCUGGGGUGAGCGAUGUCCGAACGCACAUGGAGUUUGAAUCCAGUGAUGAGGAGAACGGCUCGAUGCCCGAGCCAAGAAGUGAGCCAAAGAAAGAGUCAGUGGCCUUCAAUGAGGAGUUGGACGAUUUAGCCUAUCUGAAAAUGAAGGCCAAGACGAGCCAAAGCAUCGACACACCAGAUCCUGUUGCAGAUGCCGCGUCGCCAAAGAAGCGCGCAAAGGGCAAGAAGCGGUCGAAGCUCAAAGGCAAGAACCAAGAAGCUGUCGCGGACGACACCGCUGCAGCUGCUGCGGACGGCGCGGGUGAGGCUGGCGCCGACGCGGUGGACGCUGCAGCAGCGGCGGAUGCUGCCGCAGAACCUGACGUGCAGCCAGAGGGCAUGGAAGAUCUGGAGUCCACUGGCCGCUUGUACAUAACCAACUUGCCCUACGGCGCCAGCGAAGAGGAUCUGCGAGCUCACUUCGAGCCGCUGGGGGAGGUCGAGUCCGUGGUCGUUUGCAAGGACGAAGACACCCUCAAGUCUCGGGGCUUUGGCUACGUCACCUAUGUGUUCCCUGAAUGCGCUGUCAGGGCAGUGGCGGAGCUGGACCUCAAGUCCUUCCAGGGCCGGCUGCUGCGGUUGGCCCCGGCCAGGCAGAAGCCGGAGAAGCCCGCAACUGAAGCGGCCAAGGGGAACACCAGCUCCUACAAGCGUAAGCUGGAAGAGCGGAAAAAGAAGGUGGACGCUCACUUGGAGCACACCUGGAACUUGCUCUACGUUUCCGCCAACGCGGCGGCCGAUGCCGCCGCCGCACAGCUGGGUGUGUCCAAGAGUGAGCUCUUCGGCAAAGACGCGGAGAACGCUGCAGUCACUGCAGCCCUGACAGAGACCUCCAUCAUUCAGCAAACGAAGUCAUGGCUUCUGCGGGAGGGCAUCCGGGUAGAUGCCUUUGAGCAGAAGGGGUCCGCCCUCACUAACAGCAAGGCCAUCAUCCCGGAGGGCGCGGGCCGCCGAGAGGACACGCUCAUCGUGAAGCACCUGCCGGCGGCCGCCAGCAGCGCGGAGCUCCGCGAGCGCUUCGGGCGCUUCGGGGAUCUGGUGCGGUGCAGCUUGGCGCCAUCCGGCACCGUGGGCAUCGUGCAGUACACGGACAAAGGAGCUGCGACCCGGGCGUUCCAAAAGUUGGCCUUCUCGAGGUACCGGCACGUGCCGCUCUAUUUGGAGUGGGCUCCGGAGGACGUGUUCACAAAUGGGGGAGCAGCACCAGAGGCUGCGGAGACAGUGGCAGCGGUCGAGGAGGAGGGCGAGGCAAACGAGGAGUCUCGCGGCCAUCUCUUCGUGAAGAACCUGAGCUUCCAGACCACAGACGAAGGACUGAAGAAGGCCUUUCGGAGGUGCAAGGGCCUGAAGGCGGCUGUGGUGAUGCGCAAGAAGGCGGCGGAGAAGAAAGGCGCCAAGAAGGAAGAGGACGGCAAAGGCCUGUCCAUGGGCUACGGCUUCCUGGAGUUUGAGACGGCGGCGCAGGCGGCAGACGUUCUGAAGUCCAAGCAGGGCGUGCUCAUCGAUGGCCACGCCGUGCAAUUGCAAGUCUCGCGGCGCGGCGCCAGCAAACGCGCCGGCCCGGGCCGCAAGGCUUCAGCGCAAGGCAUCAAGUCCUCCAGCAUCUGUGUGAGGAACGUGGCCUUCGAGGCGACCAGAAAGGAGCUCUAUCAGCUGUUUGGGGCCUACGGGACGGUGACAUCCUGCAGACUGCCCAAGAAGUCCGACUACAGCGGGCACCGGGGCUUCGCGUUUUUGGACUUCGCCAGCCGCGCGGAGGCGCAGAGCGCCUUUGAGGCGCUGCAGCACAGCCAUUUGUACGGCCGGCGCCUGGUGAUUGAGCCCGCGGAGGAGAAGGCCACCGACGUGGCGAACGUCCAGAUGGCUGCGGCCAAGCGCCAGCAGUCGCAGGUCCGGGCCAGCGAAGCCAAGAAGCGCCGCAAAGCGGGGGUUCUCAAUGCCCCGGGGGAGGCGGGUUCCUUCGAGGACGCGCUCAUGUCUUGAGCCGCGGGCAUGCCUCCGUGCUGUUGAGCAUCGGAUGGCCGCCGCGCUUGUACAAAUUGCUCCAGAACCGCCUAGCCUAGCGUGGGACCUGGCACCGCACCC